This is a messenger RNA of Aspergillus pseudotamarii, 942 nucleotides long. RefSeq lists its product as uncharacterized. The transcript is spliced from 7 exons. Bases 1 to 942 code for a protein of 313 amino acids. Lineage: Eukaryota; Fungi; Ascomycota; Eurotiomycetes; Eurotiales; Aspergillaceae. The record is from RefSeq and is a predicted model, not a curated record.
AUGCAUUUGAACUUCGCCACGCAAGGGAUCUACAUGUGGGCGAUCGGUCUCGUAAAGAUCUCUAUUGGGCUGUUCCUCUUGCGCUUUGCCCCGCGAAAGGGCUACAAGAUCUUCAUUUGGGUUGUAAUUGUGCUCAUGCUCCUCUAUACAACAAUUUGCUUCUUGACCCUCGUUUUCCAAUGUAAAGAUAUCCGGAGUAUCUGGGACAUGUCGGUGAAGUCGAGAUGCUUUACCCCCACGCAAUUGUUGGAGCUGAGCUAUACCAAUACUGCGCUGAAUAUCUUGACGGAUCUUAUCUUCGCCAUUCUCCCGGCCUUCAUGUUAAGGGCCCAUAACAGGCACCUUCAAGUGAAUCGCCGGGUCAAAGCCUCGCUGGUCUGUAUUCUGGGAUUAGGAAUCUUUGCCUGUGCCGCCGCAUUUGUCAAACUCUCAGUCCUGCCCAACUACGGCCGCACAGGGGAUUUCCUCUGGGACUACUCUACACUUACAAUCUGGGUCGUCGUGGAAUCCAACAUGGGUAUAAUCGCCGGCAGUCUCCCUACCCUAAAACCCCUCUUCAAGCAAGUCCUCGGCAGCUACGGCUCCCACUCAAAGACCCGCCCCUACAACACCUACGGCAGCAAACAAUACCGCCUCCGCUCCCUCUCCCGCUCCCGCCAAGGCCAAUCCCAAACCCUCCACAGCGCACCUCGAAGCCGCAUCGAAGUCGAGGCAGAUCAAAAGCUCCCACCGUCCCGACACUUUGCGACCACAACCACAGCCACAACCACCACCUACCCCGGAAACGACAGCAGCAACUCCAGCGAAGAGUAUAUCCUGUCACCCACAGGUCCGGAGGGUAUCAUGUGCACCACGGAGGUAAUGGUAUCGCAUACCUCGGAGGCGCGAAAUUCCGCACGCGGGAAGAAGUCGGCGCAUUUUGGGCACGAUGGUAUGGUUUAG